AUGGAAGAACUACCCACACUAAGACAUGGGCCCAAGAGACCUCACAAGAAGGUUCGUACGGGAUGUGGUCCAUGCAAGAGGAGAAAAGUCAAGUGUGACGAACAAAGGCCGAAAUGUACACAAUGCACCAGGCAGGAUACUCAAUGCGACAUAACUUCGAGUAAUCAAAUGGAACCCCCCGCGCCAAGCCCUUCUUUUAGUCAGAUUCGAGUCGACGAGUCAAUGAGUUUGAACAUGCUUGAUCUGGAACUUAUUCAUCAUUGGACUUCGUCAACAUAUGACUCGCUGACAAGUAGCCCAUUGCUGCGAACCUUCUGGCUUAGGAACGCAGUAAAGGUCGGGUUUCGUUGCGGCUUUGUCAUGCGAACAAUACUGGCCCUCUCUGCUGUUCAUCUGGGCACUCUCAAUCCGGAACGAGGCGACGCACUCCUCCAGCACGCACUUGUCCAUCACAAUCUGGCAGCGUUGAGGGCUCAUGAGUCCAUAUGUCAUGGUAGUGAUACAGAGGACGUCGAAACGUACGAGAAUCAUUUUCUGUUUUCGGUUCUCAUGAUGUUCUUCAUCAUCUCUCAGACCGACAAUCCCCAAGACGCCUUUUUUGGCCGCACAGAACGAACGAAAAGUGACAAGUUGGACUGGAUGGUCUUCUUCAGAGGCUCUCGUUACUUCGCAUUAGCAUCCGAGUCACUCCACUACAGCAACAGUCUCACGCAUCCUAUCAUCAACCAUAUGAUGGAGAUGUACUAUUACCGAGAAAAGGUCUCCAAACGCCCUCACUUACCCACCCUUCUGGACCGGGUGGGCCAUAUUGGAGAUGAUUGCCCAUCUUCGGAACGAGCAGUUUAUAUGCACGCAGCCCAAGAGCUCGACACGACAUUUGCAGUCCUUUCCGAGUUCGAAGAAACAAGGGACAUGCUUCACGCGUUCUUCUGGAUCAGCAAUGUUUCCGACCACAGGGGAGAUUUGAUCGCCCUUCUCCAAGGGCCAACGCCGCCACAAGAGGCCCUGGCUAUCUUUACAUGUUUUUGCAUGCUCCCACAACGCCUGUCUGCACGGUGGUGGUCAGAUAGAUGGGUGGAAGGUCUGAAGAAUGGUAAAUUUGACUUCCUCGAUGAGGAGCACAGAACCUGGGUUGUUGAGCCACCGGCGUGGGACGGCUAG
Molecule: messenger RNA, 1161 nt
Organism: Colletotrichum higginsianum IMI 349063
Lineage: Eukaryota; Fungi; Ascomycota; Sordariomycetes; Glomerellales; Glomerellaceae
Product: C6 zinc finger protein
Exons: 3
Coding region: 1-1161 (386 amino acids)
Biological process (GO): regulation of transcription by RNA polymerase II
Molecular function (GO): DNA-binding transcription activator activity, RNA polymerase II-specific; zinc ion binding
Source: RefSeq, a predicted model, not a curated record